AGGUAUUUAUAUCGAUUGGUAAACAAAAAACCUUACCAUUGCUUUGGUGACAAUCAUCAUAUCAUUAUGUACACCUGUCUACAGUCGGCAUACAAACAUUAUCCUUGUGGGCGCAACAGGUGAUUUGGCAAAGAAGUAUCUUUGGAAUGGACUCUUUAAUUUAUAUGAAUCAGAGUCAAUGUAUGAAGACACAUUUACUUUCUAUGGAGCUGCAAGAGCAGAAGCAGAUAUAGGUUCACCAAAACUGCAGGAAAUCCUUCAGUCAAGUAUAAAAUGCAACUCAUGUGAUGACCUCAAAGCAGAAUUCAUUUUUCACACAACAUACCAUCAACUCAAGAUAGAAGAACAUUACAAAACAUUGUGUGAAAACAUGAACUCAAAGCAUGCUCAAGCUGGAACAACAAAUGACUCAACUGAAGAUGAAACAGUGGAAUUUGGACGAUUGUUUUACUUAUCUAUUCCACCCUCUGCUUACUCAAAAACAGCUGAGUUAAUUGACAAGUAUUGUAGACCCCAAGCACCUACUUGGUUUAGGAUUAUCAUUGAGAAACCAUUUGGACAUGAUAAGAAAUCCUCUGUUGAACUUGCAGAGCAACUAGUCAAGUAUUUCAAAGAUGAGGAAAUGUUUCGAAUCGAUCACUACCUUGGGAAAUCUAUUGCAAAGCAAAUAUUACCCUUCAGGUUUCAUAAUACAAAGAACUAUGAUCAUAUAUGGAAUAGGGAUCACAUAGAGAAAAUCGAAAUAAUGAUGAAGGAAGAGGUUGAUGUUAAAGGUAGAGUGAAUUUUUAUGAUGAGUGUGGUGUGAUACGUGAUGUGAUGCAGAACCACCUCACAGAAUUGCUUGUACUUGUUACCAUGGAGCUUCCAAAGAAUAUAAACAACAUAACAGAGAUUCAACAAAGAAAACUUCAACUGUUGCAACAGGUCAGCCCAGUGAAACCCAAACAGGUGUUACUUGGACAGUAUGCCAGUUAUCAAUCAGAGCUCAUAGCAUCAGCUGCAAGUGAACAUGUGGCAAGUAAAACUCCAACAUUUGCUGCAAGUUUAGUAAAUAUUGAUAAUGCACGUUGGAAAGGUGUACCAAUUCUCUUAGUGGCAGGUAAGAAACUCCAUGAACGUGCAAGCUACAUUAAAAUCACUUUCAAGAGGCAGAUCGUGUGCUUUGAAGACGGUGAUUCAUGGGACAAUACCAAGUGUUCUCCUUAUCAGCAGAUGCUAUUUAAUAUAGGAGGCGGGAGUAUUGGUAUACCAGCUAUUGUCAUCUCCCAGUCUCUUCCUUACCCAACAGCAGUGGCCGAAUGGACAAAUUCACAACAAGUGGACUAUUUCAAACAACCUGGUAACUCUUUUAAUGCGUUCACUGCUAAGACUGAUAUUGAUGCAUAUAGUUCACUCAUUUCUGAAGUGUAUAAAAAUAACAAACAAUAUUUUGUUGGGACUGACCAGCUCUUGGCAUCAUGGGAUAUAUGGACUCCUUUGUUGAAUGAUUUACACAACAUACCAUUACAAGAGUAUUCAGGAUGGGACGAGGACACAGAUAUAUUAAAAUUUCAACAUGCUAAAAACCAAUUGAAGUUUUUCACCGAAAAACAUAAAAGAUUUGAAGCGACAGAAAUUCCUUCCAGUAAUUCAGAUAUGCAGAGUAUUCCAGCUACAUUCCGUGGGAGAAAGCUCAUUGUGUCUCCCAAGUCUGAACUUAUUGAGAAGUUAGCAGAUCAUAUUCUUGAUAUUGCUUCUAGGAGUAUAGACUCAAAGGGAAACUUUCACUUAGCUCUAUCUGGAGGAUCAAGCCCCAUUGAAUUGAUGCAGCAUAUGGCUGAACAUGCUCAGGAUUUUCCAUGGCACAAGACUCACAUCUGGUUGGUAGAUGAACGUUGUCUACCACUGACACAGGAACAUUCCAACUUUUAUAGUAUACACACUCAUCUUAUCAAACACAUCGAAAUCCCAUAUUUCAAUAUUCAUCCCAUGCCUGUUGAGUUAAACAAUGGACUAUGCAUUUCAAAUGACAAUGGGAAUGCAAUGUAUGAGAAAACACUUAACAAAGAAACAGACGGAAUAUUAGACUAUAUUUUGCUUGGUGUUGGCCAGGACGGCCACACUGCUUCAUUAUUUCCCAAUCAACCGUCCUUAGAGAUGGAUGACAAGGGUGUAGCUUUAACACAAGGAGGCUCAAAUGAAACAUCAGUGAACAGGAUGUCAUUGACAUUCAACACAAUCAAUAAUGCAAAACAUGUAUCUGUCUUAAUAGUAGGAGGACACAAGCAUGACAUUCUACACAAAAUUUCAAACACUGACAAUCAGAAGCUGUUUCCAAUUACCGGUGUGUCACCAGAUGAUGGGACAAUGGCGUGGUUUGUCGAUACAGAUGCAUAUCUGAAUCACUAACAAAAAGGUGUCUAAUAUUCUUCGAAAUAAGACAAUGACAGAAUACAGGUAUGAUAAAGUAGAAGUGUAAAUUUCGACAAUCAAAACAUAGACCCCUGUGAAUCUUAAUAUUGAUUUACUUAAAUCUGCUAGAUAAGUGUGUUCGAUGUGUAAGUGACUUGGCAAAGAUAAAUUACGUUUUCCAUUGAGACAUGCUCACCCAAAUCAUUCACAUAAGCUGCUUCAGAAUUAUGGGCCAUCUGUCUUUUCCACUAUUCGAAUGAUUAUACAUAGCUUUCAUACAAGCCUUGUAUGCAAUAAAUGUAUGUUAAUGUGCCAAAAUGUCAAUGUUCUUUCAAUGAAACUAAUGGAACACAAAAUAUAUGAGCCAGGCCACAGGAAAAGGGGUCUUAUCACAGAUUUUUUCAAUAUUCUGAUUUUUUGUUUA
This is a messenger RNA of Owenia fusiformis, 2816 nucleotides long. NCBI's taxonomy places the organism in Eukaryota, Metazoa, Annelida, Polychaeta, Sabellida, Oweniidae. The record is from the annotation of a GenBank genome assembly.